GGCCUAGUAACUCUGUCUAGUCACAGUCACAGACACAGUGACAGUGUCCGAUAAUAUGAACAUCAUUAACUGAAAGAUUUUGUGAAAUAAAAAGAAAUUCAUAUCAGGCAAAAGAACAAUAAAAAUUUACCGAACACCAAUCCAUUGUUUUGAAGAAGUUUCGCUACAUUAGCAUUGAAUCUAUUCAGAAAAUUCUGAAUUGAAAUGUUCACGUGUCUCAGCAUGCCUGUUGAUGUCGCCAUUUUUGUACAAUAAACAGCGCCCUCAUAGUUUCAAAUAGUUUAAGUUUCGAGGACGGAUGGACUGAACAUUUGGUGAAGGCAUUUCGGCAAAUUUCUCCUUGAAAAUGACAGAGCAGUAUAGUUUUUCACUGACUACGUUUAGCCCUUCGGGUAAACUGGUUCAGAUUGAAUAUGCACUAAAUGCUGUUGCUGCUGGUGCUCCAUCUGUUGGUAUCAAAGCAUCAAAUGGUGUUGUCAUAGCAACAGAGAAGAAGCACAAAUCUGUCCUCUAUGAGGAACAGAGUGUUCAUAAGGUAGAAGUCAUCACAAAGAACCUUGGUAUGGUAUACAGCGGCAUGGGACCAGACUACAGGCUGAUGGUGAGACAAGCAAGAAAACUAGCUCAGAAUUAUUUCUUACAGUAUCAAGAGCAAAUCCCUACAUGUCAGCUUGUCCAAAGAGUUGCAUCUGUCAUGCAGGAAUACACUCAGAAAGGUGGUGUACGUCCUUUUGGUGUUUCUUUACUUGUUGCUGGUUGGGACGCUGAUGAAGCCAGACCGUACCUAUUCCAGUGUGAUCCCUCAGGGGCAUACUUCCCCUGGAAGGCUACAGCCAUGGGCAAGAAUCAUGUCAGUGGAAAGACAUUCCUAGAGAAGCGUUACAAUGAAGACAUGGAGCUUGAAGAUGCAGUCCACACAGCCAUUCUCACACUUAAGGAAAGCUUUGAAGGUCAAAUGAAUGAGGACAACAUCGACAUAGGAAUAUGUAAUGAGACAGGAUUCAGAAGGCUUGCUCCAGCAGAAGUAAAGGAUUAUCUUGCAUCAAUAGCAUAACAUUUCAUCAAUAUUUUCAUAUCUUCCUACCUGCCACAUGUGCCCCUUCUAUUUGGAUAUCUUUUCAUGUUAUAUUUCAUGUAUGGAAUGAUUGAAUAAUGAAUAUGAGUGAUCAAUUUUGCUUUGGGCCCUACCUUUAAAAAAAACAGCAAAGCUGGGAACUAAUUCAUUUUAUUAUUUUCUUGAUAUGUAUAUUGAUUGCAACCAUAAAAGUGGGAUUAAUUAAUUGAAAAAAAAAAUGUAUUGCAAAAUUAAAUCAGUUUUCCAUUAUUCUGAUACAGGAGCAAAUCAAGUUAGUGUGCAACAGUCAGUAUCAGUUCAGAUUUCUCUCUCAAGCCUUAGCUCUUUUAUCAGUCACUGUCAUGCCAGAUUUUCAUUGUAAAUGAAUUAGAAUGGGAAAUAUCAUGUUUCUUAUGUCAUACAUAAAACUUGAUUGCCUUGAGACCCAUACCCCCCCCCCCCCCCCCCCUUGGUAUGACAGACAGACAUAUGUGUAUAUCGAGGUAUCUCAAAAAGAUAGGCAGUGGUUAGGUAGCAAGAUAUGAUAAGUUGUACAUUGUACUUGCAUAAAAUGUAAAUUAAAAAAAUGAUUACCCUUUCUUGUUGUGUAUUGUCUGUUCUACUGAUAAUGGUUCAUUUGUGAUUCCUGGGAUUAUUUGUCUUGUUCCACAAGAGUUGUGAAUUUUUUUUUUUUCAGCCACAAUAUCGGUAAUGUGCUAAAAUCAGUCAAAAAUAAAUGAAUCCUCGCACAUUGAUAAAUAUCUGAAUAUUCUAAAUUUGAAUGUAGGUCUAAGGGUUAUGUUUAUUUUCUUGCAGUCACUGUUGUGAAUCUAGGAGCAUUCUGAUAUCGGUCUGAACCAUCCAGUUUGGGGUAUUGAUAUAUUAUCCUAGAUUAAUAUUGGCAGCAUUAUUUAUCCUUAUUUGAUGUUGUUAUCACACAAGCACCAAGGAGAUCUUUUUUUAGGAAUGUAUUUGAGCUAGGGGAAUCCAAAUAGGAGAUCACCAUUAAGAAUGGGCAUGUUGAAGUAUACAUUGGUUGUGUUUAAAAAGAUGCUUAGAAAGAAGUACAUAGCAAUUUCCCAUAAAAUCUGUGACCAGUGAUUUCCCAUUACUGUUUCAUAAAAUUUUGAAAUAAUGGUGCGUCAUCUCUUGUCGAAAGUUGUUAACAAGCCAUGAAAUACAUGCGUAUAAAUGUAGUUAGAUAUAUAUAAAAAGAAUUCAGGUCAGUUCAAUUUAUUUGUUUUCUCAGCAUAAAAAACAAUAUACAAUAUGUACAAGAAUUAAGAUGACAUCUAUAAGAGAAAAAAAGGAAACUACAGAAAAGGUUUAUGAAAACUUGCGAGUUGUAGCUCCUAGUAAUUCAAUUAAAAUACAUAAUAACAAAAUUUAAAAAAUAUACAAACUGCAUCAGAAAUCACCAGCUUACAUAUUCUUGUUUAUUUAUUUUUUAAAUCUUUUCUUAAUGGAUAUACAUGCAAUUCCUUGUCAAUUUCCACAUGUCCAACACUUCAUAAAGUAUAUUCUUACCUCAGGAUCAAAACACCGUGGUUUAUCAAUAUUUGUAUUUCAUUUCUUGCAGUUGUAAAUCUUACCUUUCUUUGUGUAAAAAGAGAAAUAGCUGGCAUAUGAACUAAUAUUAUGUUUUAUUGUGUUUAGAUUUUACUAAUUGAUUCCUUUUCUAAGCAAAUAUUCAAAGAAAAACACUGAUGAUACUAUGAGAUGUCGCUGGUUAACCAUCAUGUACAUGCAAUAUGUGCAAAUCAUAGAUGCAUUCUUCUCUUUUACAGGAAAUUGUCUUUUUUUUUUAAUUGAAAGAAGGGCAAGGGUGCUCUCAGUAUAUUCCCAGUUCAUUAUUUAAACAUUGUAUCUUGAGUUUGUAAUCCUCUGUAAAUUAUCUAACUCUUCAUGAGAUUAGAAGUCGUAUGGAUGGCAUACAUUAAACUUUUUGUUCAACAA
Messenger RNA from Lytechinus pictus (painted urchin), 3010 nucleotides. Its product is annotated as proteasome subunit alpha type-2-like. Bases 347 to 1054 code for a protein of 235 amino acids. Gene Ontology annotation, cellular component: proteasome core complex, alpha-subunit complex; proteasome core complex. The transcript is spliced from 5 exons. The record is from RefSeq and is a predicted model, not a curated record. Lineage: Eukaryota; Metazoa; Echinodermata; Echinoidea; Temnopleuroida; Toxopneustidae. Gene Ontology annotation, biological process: proteasomal protein catabolic process; ubiquitin-dependent protein catabolic process.